AUGGUGAAAUAUCUAAGGGAGGUGACGCCAUACUUCAGGAAGGCUUCGAUCAUCCAAGAGGUAGGCUGGGAGCUUCAGCGUGGUUUCCUCAGUGCGACACCGCCACCGCCGAAGUCUCCACCGCGAGCGGAUACGCGUUAUCUACCGUUGCAACUCUGCAGACUCACCAGAGCUCAUCCUUCCUCCGAUCCCGAGGGUCGUAUCCUGGAGCUGCAUUCUCCGGACGGAGUGCACGAGUGCUGGCUAAGGGCCGCAGACAACGCGGAGGCGAACGUGUGGUUCAACUCUCUGCACUCUGCACUCGCUGCUCUCACGCUGAAGGCGCUGCGACUGGCCUCGGCGCUUCCGGAUCCGCCGCAGCUCCAGCACAUCGGCUGGCUCGCGAGGAGACACUGUCUUCAGAACGGACGUGCUAGCAGCGAGAGCAGCGAGGACGGAGCCGGAAGCAGCGCGAGUACCUCACGAGGAGCCGGAAGUGGAUUUACCCUUGGAGGUGGAUGCACCGGAGGAUGGCGCAGCGUGUUCGGCGCCGUUUCUGGCAGAGAAUUGAGGCUCUACGAGUGUGCACCCUGGAGCCCAGAAGCUUGGGCCUCGCCCAGUAUCACGUGUCCAUUAAUCGCCACCAGAUUGGUGUCGUCGCCAGCGAGACAGAACGAGGCGGGCAGCAGCAGUAGCGGGGCGACGCAGCACGCCGCGACGUUCGCGGUGCGCGUAGGCACGAUCGACGGCGUCGUGACGCACCAUCUGCGUGCAGAGACGCGGAGGGACCUGGCUGCCUGGGCCAGAGCCAUCGUUCAGGGCUGCCACGCGGCCGCUCACUCGUUACGCGAAUAUACUGUCCGGUGCACGUGGCAAGGAAAAGCUUGUCAACUUGUCGUCAACCACGAGGACGGUUUCGCGCUGUACGUAGCCGGUGCAAGAGGCGGAGGAGGGAACGGUGUCAGUCCAGGAUCACCUCCUGCGCCCUUAUGGAGAAGAUCUUUCGACAAACUGAAAAUGUCAGCGGACGACGGGGCGCGUUUACUGUGGCUCGACUUCGGCGGCGAGGAUGGCGAGAUUGAGCUGGACCUCGAGAGCUGUCCGAAGCCGAUCGUGUUCGUUCUGCACAACUUCCUGUCAGCGAAGAUUCACCGGCUGGGCCUGAGCGCAUAGGGGUACGAGGGGGCCCCGACGGAGGCCCCCGACCUGCCACCACACACCACCAGGUCCGUCACUAGCGCCUUCCUUCACUGAGCCCUUCCAUCGAGAAAUUCAAACAAAAACCAGCCCAUCCAAACGAGAACCGAUAACGGAAGAAGAAGAAGGGUGGCACAGGCAGGACAGACGAACGACUCGACGAACCAUCGCAAACAUACAGACACACACACACACAUACACCACUCGACGGACCACAAGGAAGAGCAAACUUCCAUUAAAAGGAGAAGAAACGGAGAGAAAAAGAAUCCAACCCUGGAGAUCGGUAAUAUUUAAUACAUUUAAAUCCAGGAAUAAAAAAAAAACAAUUCACUCGCUCUUCCAAACCGUUCUAUCCAGUCUCUAACGUCACCGACAACACUUAAUUCAAUUAUUCAGAGGCGAAUUAGACGGGUGCACGAGCGAGGGAUGUG
This is a messenger RNA of Habropoda laboriosa, 1607 nucleotides long. It is a transcript of the gene Syn1, whose product is annotated as beta-1-syntrophin-like. Gene Ontology annotation, cellular component: dystrophin-associated glycoprotein complex; intracellular anatomical structure. Gene Ontology annotation, molecular function: structural molecule activity. The coding region runs from base 1 to 1152 and encodes 383 amino acids. The transcript has 7 exons. Lineage: Eukaryota; Metazoa; Arthropoda; Insecta; Hymenoptera; Apidae. The record is from RefSeq and is a predicted model, not a curated record.